Messenger RNA from Erigeron canadensis, 420 nucleotides. RefSeq lists its product as uncharacterized. The record is from RefSeq and is a predicted model, not a curated record. The coding region runs from base 1 to 420 and encodes 139 amino acids. The transcript has a single exon. NCBI's taxonomy places the organism in Eukaryota, Viridiplantae, Streptophyta, Magnoliopsida, Asterales, Asteraceae.
AUGUACGAUAGGGAGAGGACCGGUGUUCGAACACCGGUGGGGAGCACAGAGCUUUUCUCGGUAGAAAUGGGCCUUCACCAGGGCUCAGCGCUUAGUCCUUACCUUUUUACCUUGAUCUUAGACGAGUUGUCUAGUGGCCUACAGGAGGAACUACCGUGGUGCAUGAUUUUUACAGAUGACAUUGCACUGAUUGCAAGAUCGACGGAGGAGCUAAACUGUAGGCUCGAGAAAUGGAGAGAAGUCCUUGAAGACAAUGGUUUGUGUGUGAGCCGAGAGAAGACUGAAUACCUACGAUGUGACUUCGAUAAACAGGAAAUAAGACAAAAUGGGGAUGAGGAUAUUCGCAUCGGGGAGCGGAUAUUGGGUCCGAAGGUGUCUUUUAGAAACCUGGGAUCGGUGAUACACAAAUCGGGGGGAUAG